Molecule: messenger RNA, 4137 nt
Organism: Saccostrea cuccullata (small rock oyster)
Lineage: Eukaryota; Metazoa; Mollusca; Bivalvia; Ostreida; Ostreidae
Product: protein mono-ADP-ribosyltransferase PARP14-like
Exons: 10
Coding region: 1-4137 (1378 amino acids)
Biological process (GO): protein poly-ADP-ribosylation; negative regulation of gene expression
Cellular component (GO): nucleus; cytoplasm
Molecular function (GO): RNA binding; NAD+ poly-ADP-ribosyltransferase activity; transcription corepressor activity
Source: RefSeq, a predicted model, not a curated record
AUGCUUACGUGUGCCAAAGGUGUCAUUGAAAAACAUACAUCUUCACCCCUGAUCAUAAACAAACAACAGAUACAAAUAGAGAUUUACAACCUAAAAACAGAGGCUCAGAGUCAUGAUGCCUCGGAGAACCUACAUGUUAAAGCAUUGAAGGUGACAUGUCUUCCACAAGGUAUCAAUGAUGAACAGAUAGAAUUGUUCUUUGAGAAUCAUAAGAAGAGUGGAGGUGGAGAAGUGGAAAAAGUGGAGGUUGAUGAGGCUUCCAACAGUGCUGUUGUUUGGUUUAAAGAGGCUGAAGGUGCCAAAGGUGUCAUUGAAAAACAUACAUCUUCACCCCUGAUCAUAAACAAACAACAGAUACAAAUAGAGAUUUACAACCCAAAAACAGAGGCUCAGAGUCAUGAUGCCUCGGAGAACCUACAUGUUAAAGCAUUGAAGGUGACAUGUCUUCCACAAGGUACCAAUGAUGAACAGAUAGAAUUGUUCUUUGAGAAUCAUAAGAAGAGUGGAGGUGGAGAAGUGGAAAAAGUGGAGGUUGAUGAGGCUUCCAACAGUGCUGUUGUUUGGUUUAAAGAGGCUGAAGUUGUAGCCAAUGUUUUAAAGAAGCACGAGACAUCACCAUUGACGAUCAACAAGCAAAAAGUGGGAAUAGAGAAAUAUCGUCCUCCAAAUAAAAAAAAUUUAGAGAGUCUGGAUCAGAAAAGAAAAAUUAAAGUAACAAAGCUUCCAAUAGGAAUUUUAGAGGAACAAAUUUCUCUUUUCUUUGAAAAUAACAAAAAGAGUGGAGGUGGAGAUGUGGACAAAGUGGAUUUUGAUGAGUCGGCUAAUACUGCUAUUAUUUGGUUUGAAGAUGCUAAAGUUGCAUCAAGCGUACUAGAAAAGCAUGCUUGCACACCGUUAAUGAUAAACAAGCAAAGAAUAGAAGUAGAAGAAUAUCAUCCUUUCCUCAAAGACGAAGGAAGCACUUCAGAAGUUGAACAGGAUCAGAGAGGAGCAAUUAAAGUAACAAAACUACCCUCAGGGACUUCAGAAGAAGAAUUGACACUUUUCUUUGAGAGCCGUAAAAAGAGUGGUGGUGGUGAAGUGGAUAAAGUGAAGUACGAUGAAGACACGAACAGUGCUAUUAUCUGGUUCGAAGAUGCUGAUGUUGUUCCAAGUGUCCUGGAAAGGGUUCCAAUUUUGUUCAAUAAAAAACAAAUCUUUGUGGAAGAAGUACGUUUAGAUGGCAUGAAAGUAGAAAAAGAGGCAGACGAUGAUACUCUUGGCCCAUUGUGUACAAUUGAAGUAAGAGGUAUGAAGGAAACAACAUCUAAAGAUAACAUAGAACUAUACUUCGACAACAAGAAGAAGUCAGGAGGUGGAGAUGUUGUAGAGGUCAAAGGUGAAGUGGAAGACGGAGUCCUGUAUGUCACUUUCGAAAACGAGAGCAAUAUUGAACAAAUUCUGAAUCGCGAACAUAAAAUUGAUGGAGCUAUCUUAGAAGUCAAACUAUACCAACCCCCCAAGCCGAUACCUGUAUAUCCAGACAGGGUACUUGUCUCAGGCUUUAAAGAAGGGACAUCGGAGGAUUUACUAACGAAUUUCUUUGAGGCCAAAACUGGAAAAGAUGUCGAAAGCGUCGUUUUUAAUCAAGAUCAGGAAAUGGCAAUGGUUAUUUUUAAGGAAUUAAUAGAUUUUACCAAACUUGAGGAGGUAUGUCAAAAGAAAUCUUUAGAAAAGCACUUUUUUACAAUAAAAAAAGUUCAUAUUUCAAACUGUAUAAUUGUGUCUGGAUUCGCUGAGAACACAGUUGAAAGCACACUAGAACUCUACUUUGACAAUGAGAGGCGAAGUGGUGGAGGUGGAGUGUUGGACGUAAAAUUAAACACAGAUGAUGACACUUGUUUGGUGUUUUUCGAAGAUCACACAGUGUGCGACAGAGUUUGCCAGAGAAGUCAUAAACUUGAUAAGAAUGAAUUGACUGUACAUACAUAUCAUGAAUGCUUGGGACAAUCAUUUAAUCCUGAAGAGGGACCAAAGUUCAAGCCGGUUGAUCCAGUGGUAGUGAGAAACCUUGAAUUAAGAAAGAUGAAAUUUGUGCACAGUUCUGAGGAAAAUAAAGAGGUUUUUAAUGAGCAAGCAGAAUUGGCAUAUGGUAAAAUAAAGUGGUCAAACAAAGCAGCCACAGAAUUAACAGUAGAAUGUACUUUAAGGAAAGAUACAAAAGAUUGUCGAAAAUUGGCUAAAACAUGGAAGGAGCACAUGAUUGAUGUCAUUAAAAAAUUGCUGGAAAAUCUACAUGUAGAGGUCAUGAAUGUCUUGCAGGAAGCGUGGCAGACAACCUUAGAAGAAAUUCAAAAAUUGAAUGUUCCUGAUCCCAAGAAAGUAGGAAUUGUUAUAGAAAAGAACAAUAACACUAUUGUUAUCGUGGGCUAUGAAAAUCAGGUUGCUGAAUUAAGAGAAAAUGUUACGCUAAUCAUAUCUAAAGUAGUAGGUGAGUUAGAGAGAAGGAAACAACAAGUAAAGGAGAGGGUGCAAUUGAAGCACUAUCAGCUUCUGUUACUUCGUGAUGAUAAUUUCAAAGAAGCAACAGAAAGAAAAUUCCCAAAUGUAGAAGUUACUUUCGAUAUCCCGGAAAAAACUAUCACAUUUGAAGGACAAUGUUCAGAUGUCAAUCACGCAAAAUUAUUAGUCUUUGAAAAAUGCCAACAAAUAUGUCAGGCUUCUGCGGGAAAGUUUUCAAAAAACAGACAAGUUUUUUUAAGCAGAGAGGAAGUCAGUGCCAGAAUUUCAAAGGAACUGAAAGAAAAGGGAAAUAUGAGCUGUUUUGUUUUACAGAGAGAGGAGGUGAUUUGUUAUGCCUUCUCUGAUGAUAAAGCUGUUGAAGCAGCACAUGCAGUAAAGGAAAGCAUUGCAGAGUCCCCCAUCGAUGUAAACCCAGACUCUGUCUAUCUUUUAAAUACAGAUAAAUGGGAGAAACAAACAAAAAGCAUCGAAUGUACACAAGAUUUCGAGGGCCUUCUCCAGAUUAUAACAAUAGCAGAACAAAGACAAGUUAUUAUUGUAUCGAUGAAUGAAUACGUGGGCCGUGCAAGAGAACUGAUAGAAGACUUUCUUCAUGACAAUACUAUUAAGAGUUAUACAAUGGAAAUUCCUCCAAGUCUUUCUAAAUUUUUGGAGCUACACCAUGGAGGCAAAUUUGAACGGAUUUCUGAAAGUUUGAAAGAACAGCAAGUCCAAAUAAAGAAAAAUAAUAAUAAAAUCGAUAUUAAAGGGACCCAAAAGGGACUGAACCAAGCUAAGAAAAAAAUAGAGGAUAUCUUAAAUGGGAUCCAAUGGAAAAAACAAAAAAUUGAGAAACCAGGAAUUGCCAAACAUUUAAAAAGUUCGACCGGCAAAAUAAAAAUUUCUGAAGUUGAAAAACAUCACACCUGCUACAUUCAAAUUGGCGAUGAAGGAUCGACAGAUUUGUCAAAUUUUUUGAGUACUUCUUCAGAAUCGGGUAUAAAACGGGGCCAAACCUCAAAUAAAAAUAUGACCGAAUAUAUAACUAAAGCUGGUGUUAGUAUAAAAGUUAAAUCUGGUGAUUUGACUGCUCUUCGUGUCCACGUGAUUGUUAAUGCUGCCAACCAAGAACUUUAUCAUCAGGGUGGACUUGCGGGGGUCAUUGUUGAGAAAGGUGGUAAUGGCAUUCAAAACGAAUGUUCAGACCACGUUAGAAGAAAUGGAAAGCUGUCUGAAGGAGACACUUUCUGCUCAAUAGCAGGGAAACUGGCCUGCGAAAUGAUUGUUCAUGCCUGUGGACCCACUUGGAGAAAUGGAAUGAAUCUAGAGCGUGAGCGCCUUACGGACUGUGUUGAAUCGGCAUUGACAGAAACAGAAACAAGGGGCUAUAACUCGAUUGCAAUACCUGGAUUAUGUACCGGCAUAUUUGGCUACCCUGUUAACCAAGCCACUUCUGUCAUUGUCAAAGCAAUAAAAUCAUUUCUAAAGAACAGAACAAGAUCCACAAUUAAAGAAAUAAUUUUGUGUGAUGUGCGGGAAGAAACUGUAAAAUGUUUCAACGAGGCAGUAAAGCAAGAGUUUAAGGGCAAGCUUCAAAAUGUGGAUGACCUUGCGUCCGCAUAUUUCAAAGAUGGUAAGGCAGAUUUCUUUCAAUAA